This is a messenger RNA of Oncorhynchus tshawytscha (Chinook salmon), 2911 nucleotides long. RefSeq names its product cyclin-dependent kinase 6. The record is from RefSeq and is a predicted model, not a curated record. The transcript has 9 exons. Bases 1247 to 2272 code for a protein of 341 amino acids. Gene Ontology annotation, molecular function: cyclin-dependent protein serine/threonine kinase activity; cyclin binding; ATP binding. Gene Ontology annotation, biological process: regulation of G2/M transition of mitotic cell cycle; regulation of gene expression; regulation of cell population proliferation. Lineage: Eukaryota; Metazoa; Chordata; Actinopteri; Salmoniformes; Salmonidae. Gene Ontology annotation, cellular component: cyclin-dependent protein kinase holoenzyme complex; cytoplasm; nucleus.
GGGCAACUUUGAUGGGGGCCACAAAAAAAACUCAUCAUGGGGGGCAUCUCACAUGAAGAUGAAGCAUUGAAAACAUUGAAAAUGACCACCCUCGAAGGGGUGAGUGCCUUGCGAGAAUCCAUACAGUCAUUGAAGGAGAAUCACCCCCUGACACAACCCAAGUCACAAGUCCUUGAACCGAACCUGACCUUAUGGGCCAAAGGCGAGCUUGUCACCCUUCUUCCCCGCUGGUGUAUUGUCAAUGGAAUCGUUUUCAAUGGCCCGGAUAGAUCAAAUGUUCCAUUAAAAUAAACGUUUCUUGCCGCCCAGAUUUCCCCCCUGUGGUGCUGCUGGUUUUGACUCUGAGGUAAACCCGAGAGAGAACUAUGAAUGAUAAAGAACCAAGGAGGGCAACAUAACGAAAAAGGAGGCGGUUAGUCUUUGUAGUCGGGAGGAAUGCGGAAAUGUUCCUGCUCUGUGUCAAACUUAUCUGAAGGGGGUCAAGGCACAUUCAGCCAGCGUGGGAAAGCGAAGAAGAGACGGAGCUCACAGGCAAGCGUUGCAUAUCCAGGGAUACAUGGGGAAAAGAGUUAAAAAGGGGAAAAACUGAGAAAAGCGUGGCUUGGAGAAUAUAUCACGCUUUUGUCCUAUGACCCCCCCAAGUUGCAGUAGGCACUGUGUUUUUCUGUAAAAAAAAAAAAAAAACUCCCCCGUAUUAUAGUUGCUUUGCUUGAGCUGCAGUUGCAGAGGUGGUGAGCCUACUGCUGAGGGAUGGGGGUUACAGAAGCUGCUCCAUCCGACUACCUGUGUGGCCCGGCGUGACAGUGAGGGAUCUGUGAUGUGUUGUGUUUUAGUGUGAACACUUAUCCAAAGGGGGCAUGUUUCAUAAAUUCAUGGACACGACCAAUUGCGAAUUUCACUGAUAACAUAAAAUAAGAGAUGCCAGAUGUGUGAUGUGAGGUAACUAGGAGGACAAGAGAUUCAUACGCGUAAUGAAGUGGGAGUGGAUCAAGUAGAACGCAUCGGGGUUCUCGUGUUGAUAGUCGGAAUAAUACUAAACUUGAUGACACAAUGUUGUGGACCUCCGUUUAACCAAAAACAGACAGACAUAUACGAUGUCUCUGCUACCUCUGUCUUCCUUUAAUUUAGGCAUUGCCCGCGCCAACAACUAUUUUCUGUGAGGAUGGCUUUGUAAUAACCCUGGUUCGUUACGUUCGUUGGGAUUCCCCGCAAUAUUCUCAACAAGAAAAAGAAAAAAGACGCAAAAAUGGACAAAGAAAGUGUAGCACAACAGUACGAGCCCGUCGCCGAGAUUGGGGAAGGAGCGUAUGGAAAGGUGUACAAGGCACGAGAUUUGAAGAACGAGGGACGCUUUGUAGCCCUAAAACGAGUUCGGGUACAGACGGAGGAGGAAGGGAUGCCCCUCUCGACCAUCCGUGAGGUGGCGGUACUGAGGCAACUGGAGGCAUUCGAACACCCCAACGUGGUCAGACUGUUCGAUGUGUGUACUGUGUCUCGGACCGACCGUGAGACCAAGCUGACCCUGGUCUUUGAGCACGUUGACCAGGACCUGACCACGUACCUGGAGAAGGCACCUGAUCCUGGGGUGCCACCUGAAACUAUCAAAGAUAUGAUGUACCAGCUGCUGCAGGGACUGGACUUCCUGCACUCACACCGUGUGGUUCACCGGGACCUGAAACCCCAGAACAUUUUGGUCACCAGUGGAGGACAGAUCAAACUGGCCGAUUUUGGCCUCGCCAGGAUAUACAGCUUUCAGAUGGCCCUGACCUCUGUGUUGGCACUUUUGGGACUAUUCCAGUUUUACAGGGCAAACCAAAACCUGAAGGUGGUGACGUUGUGGUACAGAGCCCCAGAGGUGUUGCUCCAGUCCAGCUAUGCCACCCCAGUUGACCUGUGGAGUGUGGGCUGUAUCUUCGCUGAGAUGUUCAGGAGAAGACCUUUGUUUCAAGGAAACUCAGAUGUUGAUCAGCUGGGCAAGAUUUUAGAUGUGGUCGGGGUUCCCUCGGUGGAGGACUGGCCCCAGGAAGUAGCCCUACCACAGAGUGCCUUCUCCCCACGACCCCCUCAGCCAAUCGGAGAACUUGUCCCUGACAUGGAUGAGCUGGGGAAAUCCCUUUUACUCCAAUUCCUGGCUUUUAAUCCCUCCAGAAGGAUAUCAGCAUUUGCUGCUCUGACCCACCCCUACUUCCAGAGUGUGGAUAGUGACACUAAGAGUGUGUACGCCCAGCCCAUUGGCAGCAACAAGCCCACCCUGGAGGAGAGAGCUGCCUGACAGCCCCCUGGCCCAGGACUGGACUGGCCUGACAGAGAGGGAGAGAAAGAGAGGGAUGGACACAAAGACUGAGAAAGAGAGCAAUAAACAGAGACAUUUGAUUCCAAAAGGCAACCGUGCUGUCUUCCACAAUUUACCAAUUUGAAUGCUGCUUUUUAGGAUACUUUUAUUAAAAAAAGUUUAAACAAUGCAAGGACCCCUGAAGCUGAGAUGUACUGCCACCAGAAGAGAACCUCUGGAUGUCCAGGAGCUGCUGCCUCUUGUCUCUCCUUCCUUAGCUUGAGAAGAGGCUCCUCGGUGGGGGAACACCAAGCACCAAGGGUAGGUCGGCAUGGACCUCACCUGGAGCUCACCUUCACAACAACCGAGAGAGAUGACACACGUACACACACAUUUUAAUCCAAUGCAGGAGGACCUCACACACUGCCUAGUGCUACUUCUGGUCCAUAGAUAUCACUGCCACCUACAGGUUGUCCUGUGUUACUGCAGGCCAGAGCAGGAUUUCUGAUGGGCUUCAUCUUAUCAAAUCAAAUCAAAUUUAUUUAUAUAGCCCUUCAUACAUCAGCUGAUAUCUCAAAGUGCUGUACAGAAACCCAGCCUAAAACCCCAAACAGCAAGCAAUGCAGGUGUAGAAGCACG